CAUCCCUCGCCCUCGCCCGGUCUCGUGUCCACCUCGCGUUGCUCUUCCUCGUCUUCUCUUCCCCUCCCCGCAAUCUGCUUUGCGUGCCCCCUUCUCCUCUACCCUCUGCAUAGCUAGACUACUGCCAACCGCAAUCAUGCCUGGCGGCGGCGCAGUCCUCGCCGCGACGUCGGAUAUCAACCGCGUCGAGGCCCCGACGACAUGGAAGACGUACUUGAUGUGCGUCUUCGCGUCGUUCGGCGGUAUCUUCUUCGGCUACGACUCCGGGUACAUCAACGGUGUCACCGCUGACAACUACUUCAUCCACUCCGUUCAGCCCAACACCCCUCUGACCCGUCCCGAUGGCGUGGCCACCACUCUCACCGGCCCCAACCAGUCGCUCAUCGUCUCCAUCCUCUCUGCUGGUACUUUCUUCGGCGCCCUCAUUGCUGGCGAUCUUGCCGACAUCAUCGGUCGCAAGUGGACCAUCAUCAUUGGCUGCGGUAUCUACAUCGUUGGUGUCAUUCUCCAGGUCGCCCAAACCUCUGGUAUCGGUCUCAUCGUCGCUGGUCGUCUGAUUGCUGGUUUCGGUGUCGGCUUCGAGUCCGCCAUUGUCAUCUUGUACAUGUCCGAGAUUGCCCCGCGCAAAUUCCGAGGUGCCAUCGUGUCCGGCUACCAAUUCUGCAUCACCAUCGGUCUGAUGCUUGCGUCUGCCGUCGAUUACGCCACCUCCAAGCGCACCGACCGCGACCAAUACCGCAUUCCCAUUGCCAUCCAAUUCGUCUGGGGUGUCAUCCUUGGUGUUGGUCUGAUCUUCCUCCCCGACUCGCCCCGUUUCUUCGUCAAGCGCGGCCGUGUCGAGAAGGCGCGUAUUGCCCUCGCCGCCGUGCGCGACCAGCCCGCAGACUCGGAAUUCGUCGAGGCCGAACUCGCCGAAAUCAUUGCCAACGAGGAGUAUGAACGCCAAAUCAUCCCCAGCGGCAGCUGGGCCAAAGGCUGGAUCAACUGCUUCACUGGCUCCCUCUGGGAGGCCAAGUCCAACGUCCGCCGUACCAUCCUCGGAACGUCGCUGCAGAUGAUGCAACAGUGGACCGGUGUCAACUUCAUCUUCUACUUCUCCUCCACCUUCCUUGCCUCCACCGGCGCCGUCUCCAACGUUUUCUUGACCUCCUUUGCCUUCACCAUCGUCAACGUCGGCUCCACCCCGAUCUCUUUCUACACCAUCGAGAAGUUCGGCCGUCGCCCGUUGCUCGUCUGGGGUGCCUUGGGCAUGUUGAUCUGCCAGUUCCUCGUUGGCAUCAUCGGUGACACCGUCGGCUUCAACCACUCCCACAUUGUCAACGGCGCCACGCGCGCCAACAACGUCUCCGCCGUCGAUGCGCAAAUCUUCUUCAUCGCCCUCUUCAUCUUCAUGUUCGCCAUGACCUGGGGUCCGGGCGCGUGGGUGGUCAUCGGCGAGAUCUUCCCGCUCCCCAUCCGCUCCCGUGGUGUCGCCCUCUCCACCGCCUCCAACUGGCUCUGGAACACUAUCAUCACCGUCAUCACCCCCUACAUGGUCGCGCCGGACGAGGGCAACCUCAAGUCCAACGUCUUCUUCAUCUGGGGCGCUCUGUGCACUGGCGCCUUCAUCUACGCCUACUUCCUCAUUCCCGAGACCAAGGGCCUCACCCUCGAGCAAGUCGACAAGAUGUUCGAGGAGACCACCCCGCGUACCUCGUCCAAGUGGAAGCCCACCACCACCUUCGCCUCCGAAAUGGGCAUCAAGGAGGGCGAGAAGCUCGACCAGGCCGUCGUCGGCGACGUCGAGCGCCGCGGCUCCGCCUACUAGAAGAGAGACGCACACAGCCCCUCGCCAUGAGAAAACUCCCCUAUACCCCCGCGCGCUUCGGAGAGCGAGUGUGUUGCUGAGCGGAAUCAUGCGAAGUCGUGUCGUCUGCUUUUAGUAUCGUUGCUGUCGCUGUGGUCGUUUGCUGCGCUCAUUUUCCUCUCUCUCUCGCUUUUUAUCUGGCUGGGUGUUCGGUGCGUGUGUAAUGAGGUGUGGCCUUUUGCAGAUCUGUGGUGAUUGCAAGGGGAGUGGUGGAUGGAUGCUCGGCACUUAGGUAGAUGCGAGAGAGACGAAAUGAAUCCCCUCAUUUUCCAACCACUUUGAUCGUCUUCUCAGCUCUUGCUUAUCGUGCGCGGUGUAAAUUCAUCCCUCACGUGACCAUAUCCUCACGUGCAAGUUUUGUCAGUCAUCCGCGCCCGGGCCCUCGGGAGACUCAUCCAUCCCCGUGAGCCGCAUGCACUCCGUCCAUGAGUG
Neohortaea acidophila is the source of this 2278-nucleotide messenger RNA. RefSeq names its product MFS transporter. Gene Ontology annotation, cellular component: membrane. NCBI's taxonomy places the organism in Eukaryota, Fungi, Ascomycota, Dothideomycetes, Mycosphaerellales, Teratosphaeriaceae. The record is from RefSeq and is a predicted model, not a curated record. Bases 137 to 1807 code for a protein of 556 amino acids. The transcript is spliced from 3 exons. Gene Ontology annotation, biological process: transmembrane transport; carbohydrate transport. Gene Ontology annotation, molecular function: carbohydrate:proton symporter activity.